CACAGAUUGUCUAAUUACAAGACAAAGUUCCUCAACAUCCUUUGCUCUUCCUACCAAAAACCCUUGCUCUUCCUCAAUCGAAGUUACUAGACAAAACUUUUUCGAGUACAAAACCCGAAAAAGAAAAAAAAAAUGAGAAAGAAGAAGGACGUCUCUAGAAGAUACAUUGUUCUUCAAUUUUCUGGAACAAUGGAGAAUGGUGUAGAAAUCUUAAAAGAAAACCCCCACAAACGAACCUUAAUCCUUCUUAUAUACAUACGAGAUGGUUUCGAUCGACAUCACCAUUAAAAUCUCCAAGUCUGCAAUAUAAGCAUUCUGAAAUCUCAUAACCUUACAAAUUCUCAGAAACAAUUUUCAAAUUAACCCUCAACCAAAACCCGGAAAUCUCAACAACCCAAAAAUGUCGAUGAUUCCAAGUUUCUUCGGCAACCAAAGGACAAAUGUGUUCGACCCAUUCUCACUAGACAUUUGGGAUCCAUUCCAAGGUUUCCCAUUCUCAGGAUCCAAUUCUUCCUCCUCUGCACUUUCUUUUCCGGCUGGUUCUGAAAUUUCAAAAGAAACAUCACAAUUGGCAAACACAAGAAUUGAUUGGAAAGAAACCCCAGAAGCCCAUAUUUUCCGAGCAGAUCUUCCGGGAAUUAAAAAGGAAGAAGUGAAAGUUGAAGUCGAAGAAGGAAGAGUUCUUCAGAUAAGUGGUGAAAGAAGUAGAGAGAAAGAAGAGAAGAACGAUAAAUGGCAUAGAGUUGAACGCAGCAGUGGCAAGUUUCUAAGGAGAUUCCGAUUGCCGGAGAAUGCUAAAGUUGAUGAAGUUAAGGCGUCUAUGGAGAAUGGAGUGCUGACUGUGAGUGUUCCUAAAUUUGAAGAGAAGAACCCUGAAACCAAAUCUGUUCAGAUUUCUGGUUAAGAGUCCCAUUACCAAUGGAAUGUAUCUCUGGAUAUGUUCUCAAGUCUUGUACUUAAUGUUUGGGUGAAAUGUGAAGAAUAAAGAAGAGGAGAUGUUAUGGUUUGUGGUAAUCUGUUAUUAGUGUCAGUGUUUGUAAUGUCUCAUGUCUGUAAUGGUUUAAAUUAUUUUUGUUAAUCAAAAAAUCAUGGGCUUGUUUCUUGUUUAAAACUUU
Messenger RNA from Papaver somniferum (opium poppy), 1115 nucleotides. Its product is annotated as 17.8 kDa class I heat shock protein-like. The transcript has a single exon. NCBI's taxonomy places the organism in Eukaryota, Viridiplantae, Streptophyta, Magnoliopsida, Ranunculales, Papaveraceae. Gene Ontology annotation, biological process: response to salt stress; response to heat; response to hydrogen peroxide. Bases 401 to 904 code for a protein of 167 amino acids. The record is from RefSeq and is a predicted model, not a curated record.